AUGUUUGAAGGCAACAGGUGCCCCUUUGGGCGACGUUUCAUACUCGAAGACGGAUCUUCGGCAGUACUCUUUGGAGAUUCAUCAAGGCCAUCUAACAGCAUGGCAAAUUUUGAACCCGCAAAGCCUUUCUCUGAGUCCCCUCGUAGUCCGCACCCAAUUGAACAGCCACUACCACAAGUUUCGUCGAGUAUCGAAACAGAGUCCGGCGAGACUGGAUCUGGCGAGGCAAAGUCGGUCACGAUCACAACGCUAGAGCCUUCAUCAAGUCAGCGAUCCAAGUCAGACAAGGGAAAAUACGACACACUCACCCAUACACCAUCGCUACCAAAUGCUCCAUCAAAGGGUGUCUCGAUAGCGUAUACGCACUCGGAACAUCAGCCCCCAACGGCGCCCAAAGCAUAUACUAUUUUGCAAGGCCGUCCGUGUACGCACGUUUUCAAGAACAGGCUACCGAAAGCUCUCAGAAAUGCCCUCGAGGCAGAACUGACACCCCCUCUCGAUAUGAUGGAACUCCAGCAUCUGCUGCCUCCAAAAGUCAAACUACAAUCCAUCGUAGAUAUAGAGGGUAUCAAGUUUGCCAAGGCCAAGUGUGCCGUUGCCAACGCCCUCCCAUGCUUGCCAGAGCUUUCCCAGCUCAGAUUCAUCGAAUACGACGCGACAGAGCACAAUGGUGAUAGACGGACAUCUAUGCGGUUUCUGGUACUUGACGAGCUUCCUAGGCUCUCAGAGUCAUUGGCCACAGGGCUCCUUACACCGGCUACUGACGCGGUGCAAUUCAGCUGGAAUAACCUGAGGGCUGUGGCGACGGCUGCACGGGGAGAAAUCACGCAGUCAGACGCCACCUUGAGAGAGUAUCGCUUGGCGCGGUUUGAAUGGGAGAUCAUGUGGCGAUGCAUCUACAUGGUCAAGUUCUUGGCCCGUUUGCUCUCAAUGAACCGCUCAGAUGGGACCUUGGGGUACUACUGUUCCAUGCUUGGCUCGGAGAUAGAUUUGGAUCUUUUCAUUGUCGAGAAGGGCAUCUUUAAUUUGAAGCCGCCCUUUGACUGGAAUCACAGCCUCCUCGCACAGAUGUACGGACUCGGUGCCUACGAACUCGCCUGGGUCAAGAGAAGUCGAGACAAGUGCGAGAUGUCGGAGCAGUUGAAUACUUUGAGUAGGUACCACUCGUUGCAAACAUGGCUGGGAAAAAACGCCUGCAAAGACUUGGUCGAGCAGUUCCGUUUCGUGUUUCACGCCAUUAGAGAUUCCAAGAAAAAGUUCCCCUUCCAGUCGCGCGGAAGCAGAGCUGCGGACUGUCGCCGUGAGUUCAAGAUUGCCAAGGUCAUGACCGACAGGGUUGAGCAGGAGCUUGAGAAUAGGGCGAAACGAUGUGGACCUGUGCUCAAAAGAGCCUUUCAAAGAUGUACGGGAGAUUGGACCGAGCUAUCCUGCGAGAGACAACUGGAUCUUCUUGGAUACAGUCAGCGUGGGAACCACCCAGAAUUCCAAAAUCUCGUCCAGCAAUAUAUGCCACUGCAUAUCAGCAAGUGGCAUGUCUUCCCAUACAGCGUCCCGCCCGCUGCUUCGAGAGCUCGAGGGGUCCAGCGACCCCUACAGAACAAUGCACUUACACCUGCUCAACAUGUUAAUAACAGUAUGCACGCCGGUGUGAUCCAGAACAACUACCAGGGCGCUUUUGUUUCAUCACAACCAAUAUGUCCAGCGGGAUUUUAUUGUUUCCAAGUCGGCCACAUGCAAAACCCUGAGGGAAUGGCUCUCGUUGCACCACAACCGACAUGCCCCCCAGAAGGCUACACUCAAGCCAGCCUGACCCAGAACGCUUACAAGGGGAACUAUAUUGCGCCACAACCGACACUUCCUGCAGGAGAUUACAACGGCCACCUCAGCCUGGUGCACACUGUUUACAAUGGGGCUCUCACUGCAUCGCAACAGAGUUAUUGUGCUGGACAUUACCCUUCUCAAGCCGUUCGGAUUCAGGACAACUACAACUACAACAGAUGCCUGGUUGAUUAUGCUGGAGGCUACGUCAUUCAAUACGACCCGGCUUAG
This is a messenger RNA of Pseudomassariella vexata, 2049 nucleotides long. RefSeq lists its product as uncharacterized. The record is from RefSeq and is a predicted model, not a curated record. The coding region runs from base 1 to 2049 and encodes 682 amino acids. Lineage: Eukaryota; Fungi; Ascomycota; Sordariomycetes; Amphisphaeriales; Pseudomassariaceae. The transcript has a single exon.